CAUUCAAUGUCUCUAAAACUGAGAAUCUAAUCAAAAUCACAUAAAUUAACAAAAAUAUACACAAAAAGUAAUUGACAUCUGAAAUACGUUAUAAAAAUAAUUGCAACCAAUAGUAGUGAGCAAACCAUUUGGUGAUCAUAUUAGUAACAGUGGUGUCAAUAAUUUGGUCACUUAUUUGCUAUUUGCGCUGUAAGGGAUAUAGAUAUUUAACCAGGAAUUGAAAGAAACUUCAAAAUGAAGGGAAUUUUGUUUGCAAUUCUGGUGUCAGCCCUAAUUGGCACCAGUAGUCUAACCGAAACGGUUGUCCGCAUUCACACACCCCUUAGUGUGGACUCACAGACCCUCAAAAUGGUUGAAUUUAUUAACAAUUUAAACACCACUUGGAAAGCUCAAAACAACUUCGAGGGCUAUUCACUGGAGUACAUAAAAGGUCUGAUGGGUGUCCACAAAGACAACCGCAGAUAUCGACUACCAAUCCAUACGCACGACACGGAGAACCUGAUUAUUCCCGACGAGUUUGACUCCCGAACCCAAUGGCCUAACUGUCCGUCCAUUAGU
This is a messenger RNA of Oppiella nova, 558 nucleotides long. The record is from the annotation of a GenBank genome assembly. Lineage: Eukaryota; Metazoa; Arthropoda; Arachnida; Sarcoptiformes; Oppiidae.